Ictalurus punctatus (channel catfish) is the source of this 1197-nucleotide messenger RNA. RefSeq names its product intelectin. The transcript is spliced from 9 exons. Gene Ontology annotation, molecular function: oligosaccharide binding. Lineage: Eukaryota; Metazoa; Chordata; Actinopteri; Siluriformes; Ictaluridae. Bases 166 to 1077 code for a protein of 303 amino acids. The record is from RefSeq and is a predicted model, not a curated record.
ACGCACACACGUACACGUACACGUACACGUACACACACACACACACACACAGUAUAAAAGCCCUGUUGAUGUGCACGUUCGUGUUGGACCGCUGCUGCAUGGUGUGUGUGGACGAGCUGAAGAUUUAAACGGUGUGCUGUGAGGAUCGACACAGAACCUUCUGGGAUGGCGAACUGGCUCGUUCUGCUGGUGGCGUGUGUGUCCAUAAACCUCUCGCUAUCUAGUAAAGAACCGGAAUAUUUCAGUCCACGGAGCUGCAAAGAGCUGAUGGAAAGAUAUGAAAUUGAAGAAGAUGGUCUUUAUUACCUGACCUCGCCCACCGGCGUCAAGUAUCAGACGUACUGCGACAUGACGACCGCAGGAGGAGGAUGGACUCUGGUGGCCAGCGUUCACGAGAACAACCUGUACGGGAAAUGCACCACCGGUGAUCGCUGGUCCAGUCAGCAGGGUGGAAGUCCGAACGUUCCUGAUGGAGACGGGUCGUGGAGUAACACCGUCACUUUCGGCAAUGCAGAAGCUGCAACCAGCGACGACUUCAAGAAUCCUGGGUAUUAUGACAUCACAGCGGAGAACGUGGCAGUGUGGCACGUUCCUAAUAACGAGCGAGUGGGUCGUUGGAAACUAACAUCAUUCCUGCGCUACCACACGGAGUCCAAAUUCCUCAGAAGCUACGGAGGAAACCUCUACAAUCUCUUCAAGAUUUUCCCGGUGAAGAACAACGCAGGAAGCUGUCCUGCUAACCACGGCCCCUCGGUUCCUGUAGUGUACGACGCUGGAGACGCCUCAUUCAACCACAACCUCUUCGGACCCCACGUCAGGGCGAGGACUGACCCCGGAUUCAUCAUGUUCCGAGCGAUAAACUACGAAAAGGCGGCGAUGGCGAUCUGCUUGGGAGUCAAACCCAAAGACUGCAACACCGAACACAGCUGUAUAGGAGGAAGUGGGUAUUUUCCUGAAGGGUCUCCAAGGCAGUGUGGAGACUUCACGGGACUCGAUUGGUCCGGUUACGGCACUCACGUGGGCUGGAGCGCCAGUAAACAGCUGAUCGAGGCGGCGGUGCUCAUCUUCUACCGCUGAGUCAUCUACAAGUAUUUCUUUCCAGAUGUUUGACCUGGGGUCAUGUGUCUCUCUCCACUCACAGAUCGCACUUCUGAGAAACAAAAUACAGUUUAACCAAAUAAAUGAUUUUUAACAGGC